This is a messenger RNA of Rattus norvegicus (Norway rat), 556 nucleotides long. RefSeq names its product serum amyloid A 3 (gene Saa3). The record is from RefSeq and is marked validated. The transcript is spliced from 4 exons. Bases 59 to 427 code for a protein of 122 amino acids. Lineage: Eukaryota; Metazoa; Chordata; Mammalia; Rodentia; Muridae.
UGCAAGGGACAGAGGCCACUCACCUGGGGUCCCAGCAGGAGUUCACAGCACAAGCAGGAUGAAGUCUUCCAUUGCCAUCGUUUUUUGCCUCUUGAUCCUGGGAGUUGACAGCAAAAGACGGUUCCAGUUUAUGAAGGAAGCUGGGCAAGGGACCAAAGACAUGUGGCGCGCCUACUCGGACAUGAGAAAGGCCAACUGGAAAAACUCAGACAAAUACUUCCAUGCUCGGGGGAACUAUGAUGCCGCCCGAAGGGGUCCUGGGGGAGCCUGGGCUGCUAAAGUCAUCAGUGAUGCCAGAGAGGGUAUUCAGAGAUUAAUAGGACACGGAGCAGAGGACUCAAGAGCUGACCAGUUUGCCAACAAGUGGGGCCGGAGUGGCAAAGACCCCAACCACUUUCGACCUGCUGGUCUGCCCAGGAAAUACUGAGUUUUCUCUUCAUGUUGUUCCCGGGCGCGCAGCCCCCCAAGGAAAGGGGCAAUUACUGAGUUGAGUUAUUUCCUAAAACCUGGAUCCCUAAACAUCCCAAUGUGCUGAAUAAAUGCUUGUGAAAUGCAA